CCCGGCCCGCGCGGCCGCCCUCGGAUCCGGCCGGCCGGGGCAGCGGCCUGCCGCCGAAGCUCCCCGCGCCCGCCCGGCCCCGCCAUGGCGCUGCGGUGCCUCCUCCUGCUGCUCAUACUCUCGCUGGAGUCCCUGGACCUGCCGCCCGGCGCCCAGGGCGCCCGCGGCCGCGCCGCCAAUCGGACCCUGAGCGCCGGCGCCGCUGCCGUCGGGGGCCGGCGGCCCGGGGGCGCCCUGACCCGGGGCGGCCGCGAGCUGAACGGCACCGCCCGGGCGCCCGGCGUCCCGGAGGCGGGGAGCCGGCGGGGGCAGCCCGCGGCGGCGGUGGCGGCGGCCAGCGCGGCCGUCACCUACGAGACGUGCUGGGGCUACUACGACGUGAGCGGCCAGUACGACAAGGAGUUCGAGUGCAACAACAGCGAGAGCGGCUACCUGUACUGCUGCGGCACCUGCUACUACCGCUUCUGCUGCAAGAAGCGCCACGAGAAGCUGGACCAGCGCCAGUGCACCAACUACCAGAGCCCGGUGUGGGUGCAGACGCCUAGCACCAAGGUGGUGUCGCCGGGGCCCGAGAACAAGUACGACCCGGAGAAGGACAAGACCAACUUCACCGUCUACAUCACCUGCGGGGUGAUCGCCUUCGUCAUCGUGGCCGGCGUCUUCGCCAAGGUCUCCUACGACAAGGCCCACCGCCCUCCGCGGGAGAUGAACAUCCACAGGGCUCUGGCUGACAUCUUAAGACAACAGGGACCAAUCCCCAUAGCACACUGUGAAAGAGAAACUAUCUCGGCUAUCGAUACCUCUCCCAAAGAGAACACACCGGUCAGAUCGUCCUCCACAAACCACUACACCCCCAUGCGCACAGCCAAGCAGACUCCAGGACAUUAUGGGAAGGAUGCUUACCGAAGUGGAGGACCUGAUCUCCACAACUUCAUCUCAUCUGGAUUUGUCACAUUAGGAAGAGGACAUACGAAGGGUGAUCAUCUGUAUAACCAUCCGAUUUUAAGCAGUGCUACCCAGACCCCUACACAUGAGAAGCCACGGAUGAACAACAUCCUGACAUCGGCCACCGAGCCCUAUGACCUAUCCUUCUCCCGCUCUUUCCAGAACUUGGCCCACCUGCCCCCGUCCUAUGAGUCUGCAGUGAAGAGCCACCCCAGCAAGUACUCCUCCCUAAAAAGGCUAACUGACAAGGAGGCUGAUGAGUAUUACAUGAGGAGGCGGCACCUGCCCGACCUGGCUGCCCGUGGUACCCUCCCUCUCAACGUCAUCCAGAUGUCCCAACAGAAGCCGCUGCCACGCGAGCGGCCCCGCCGGCCCAUCCGGGCCAUGUCGCAGGACAGGGUCCUGUCCCCCCAGCGGGGCCUGCCGGAGGAGUUCGGCAUGCCCUAUGACCGCAUCCUGUCUGACGAGCAGCUGCUCUCCACGGAGCGCCUGCAUUCCCAGGACCCACUGCUGUCCCCGGAGCGGACGGCCUUCCCAGAGCAGUCCCUGUCACGGGCCAUCUCGCACACAGACGUCUUUGUGUCCACGCCUGUGCUGGACCGCUACCGCAUGACCAAGAUGCACUCCCAUCCCAGUGCCUCCAAUAACUCCUAUGCCACCCUGGGCCAGAGCCAGACAGCAGCCAAGCGCCAGGCCUUUGCCUCGCGCAGACACAACACGGUGGAGCAGCUGCACUACAUCCCGGGCCACCACACCUGCUACACAGCCAGCAAGACCGAAGUGACUGUGUGACUGGAGGGGUGGGGCCAGGCUGCAGGCAGGACAGGGCAGGGGUCAGGAGAGGCCUGGAGCAGAGCUGCUCACCCUGCACGGCUCCCUGCCCUUGACCCCUCUGUAGGCCUUGGUGAUGGCAGCCUUUGCCCAGAAAGCCAUAUCCCCCAGGCACACGGCCUGUGGCCUGGCACUGCACGCUCAGACUUGGGAUCUACAGCAAACACUCCCACUCUUCCAGAAGAGUUGAAGGGGAGUGAGGAGAGGGUGAGGCCCCAGUCUCACCACCCCGACCAUCACCAACCUUCUUCAGUCCCAAGCCCCCUCUCCCCCUCCUGCAGGCUCAGCUGCAGUUUCCUCAGCCAAGAGCCACUGGCCAGGCCCUGGUCGGGAGCUGCCUGGGUUUGAACUGGCCAGCAGGUGCAGUCAAUGGGCUGACCCACUAGGCUACUUGGUCCAUUCAUUGACUGAAAUCCGCAUCACAGAAAUCUUCUAGUGCCUAAAAACUGCCUGCUUGCUCUCAGAGCCAGGGAGCUGCCGUGUCCAUAAGCACAAUAAUGAUUCUCUUCUGCCUGCUGGAACUCUCUGGUCCCCACCGAGUGGCCCUUCCUUCAGUGACCCCCUUGGGCCCCGUCUGGCCCUGUGCCCCUCUCCCCAGCCCCAGGAAAGGGGGGUGUCCCUUCCUUCAGCUGCCUCCCUGUUGUUGGGAAGCCUGCCCAGCUCUAGUUGGCUGCCCCACUCUCAAGGGCCCCCCACCCCUGCCCCUCCUCUGGAUGACUUUGCCCGACCCCUAGCCCUAGAUGUUCGACUCCUGAGUUCUCUAGGGCUUUGCUGUAGCCCUCCCAGAGGAGAGGAGCAAUAGGGAACCAGGACCUUCGGGGUGCCUCUGCAACCUUAUUAUCUCUACACUUCCUCCAGGCCUCUAGGUCUGAACUAUGACCUGCCACUCAGGCCUGCCUUUCCCUUCCCUGCUCUGCAUCCUGGAGGCAUCUGCCCAUGGCCAGAGUGGCAGGUGGGGAGGGCCACUGUGAUGCCCUGGGUAUCAGGGGCUCGCCAUUCCCAUUGUCCAGGGCUCUGCCUGUCUCCCACCAUGCCCGUCAGGCAGGACUGAUGCAGAUGCUCCCAGAAAAGUGGCUCAGCCCUCAACCAAGGGGGACCGCAAGUGGCUGUCCUGCACCUUGCCUACUACUCUCUCCCUAUCACUGCCCACCUGCUUGGCCCCUUCUCUGUUUAGAACCCACUCCCUCUGCCUAUUUUCCCUUUCCCCACCUCCAGCUCUCCGGUGGCUCCAUUACUCUCUCCUGGCUACUACUGCUUCAGGAUCAAUGCCUCCUGGGGAUCAGAGCAACAGAGACCCAUUAGCAAAUGCAAACAAUGAUACUUCAGGUUACUGGUCUGGCGCUUAACCUGGCAGCUCCCCAGUUGCUCCCCUGCAGGGGCACUGGGGCAGCAGGCAGAUCCAUUUCCUGUUGGGGGAAUGGCCCUGCCAGCCCAUCUCAGCUCCGGAUCUGCCUGGGGCAUGGGCAAGGUGUGACAGCCUCCUGGAGAGUGGACAGUGAAGUAAACAGCAUCCACUGCCCGAAGACCAGAGCCUGGUGGGAGAGAAGGGGCUCCCCAUUCUAAAGGCCAGGGCACCUCCCUGGGCUGGAGCCAGGGGAAUCAGCUCCAGACUAUUGGGUGAAGGGAUAAUACUAAAAAUGUGACUGUUGGUGCAGUCAGACUGGAAAAGCAGUGACCUUGAACUGGGAUCUUUAGAUUCCCCCAGUUCUGUAUAUAUGUAUGGCCCUUUAAAGGGGGUGGGGCAAGGAGAACUCCGCAGGGUCAGCCCUGGGAAUUUUUAAUCUAACCAAAUCCACGGUUCACAGAUAUAUCCAUUGACUGAGUCCUCUUACUUAUUUCAAGAAUUCCAAAGCUCUUUUCUCCCCUGGAGGCUCAGCAUCUCAUGAAACAUUUGGAAUUCAGGCUUGGGGUGAUGAACAGAGCCCCCAGCAACCCCACUGAAUGGUGGUCUUGGGACUUUGAGGCUGUGAGGACAGAGAUAACUCUCUACUGCCCUCCCCUACAAAAUACAUAAACCUCCUCAAGGGCUGGUCCCCAAGGGUUUAUGGGAGUGCUCCAGAAGGCAAGGCUAAGAGGUGUGGGCUGGAGAAAAUCACCGUAAAUAGAGUAGUUAGCCAUUCCCAGAAACAAAGGUAUUGUAUACCUGGCCCCCUGAGCCCACCAUCCUCUA
Manis pentadactyla (Chinese pangolin) is the source of this 3946-nucleotide messenger RNA. It is a transcript of the gene SHISA6, whose product is annotated as shisa family member 6. Gene Ontology annotation, cellular component: postsynaptic density; postsynaptic membrane; dendritic spine membrane. The record is from RefSeq and is a predicted model, not a curated record. Lineage: Eukaryota; Metazoa; Chordata; Mammalia; Pholidota; Manidae. The transcript has 6 exons. The coding region runs from base 85 to 1737 and encodes 550 amino acids. Gene Ontology annotation, biological process: regulation of AMPA receptor activity; regulation of short-term neuronal synaptic plasticity.